This is a messenger RNA of Naegleria fowleri, 1395 nucleotides long. RefSeq lists its product as uncharacterized. Gene Ontology annotation, cellular component: cytosol. The coding region runs from base 1 to 1395 and encodes 464 amino acids. The transcript is spliced from 6 exons. Gene Ontology annotation, biological process: dephosphorylation. Gene Ontology annotation, molecular function: phosphatidylinositol-3,4,5-trisphosphate 3-phosphatase activity. NCBI's taxonomy places the organism in Eukaryota, Heterolobosea, Eutetramitea, Acrasida, Naegleriidae. The record is from RefSeq and is a predicted model, not a curated record.
AUGAAUAUAGCCAGAAGGCUGGUGUCAAAGAAGAAGAAGCGUUAUCAAGAAGGAGGAUUUGAUUUGGACUUGACCUAUGUCACUCCAAAUAUCAUUGCGAUGGGAUUUCCCAGUGUCGGAAAGGAAGCUCUCUUUAGAAAUCCAAUGGAUGAAGUCCAACGAAUGUUAAAAAGAAAUCAUGGAGAUCACUACAAGGUCUAUAAUUUAUGUUCUGAAAAAACUUAUGAACCAUCUUCUUUUGAUGGAAGAGUUGAGAGAUUUCCAUUUGAUGAUCACAAUGCUCCUCCUUUUGAAAUCAUGUUACCCUGUUGUAGAAGUAUGGAUGAAUGGUUGAAACAAGAUCCAAGAAAUGUUGCCAUCAUUCACUGUAAAGCUGGAAAGGGAAGAACUGGAACGAUGAUUUGUGCCUAUCUUCUCUAUUGUGGUGCUCAUAAAACACCAGAAUCAAGUAUGGAUUUCUAUGCAGAAUCAAGAACUCGUAAUAAGGAAGGUGUGACCAUUCCCUCUCAGAGACGUUAUGUCAAUUAUUUUUAUGAAUAUUUAAAAAAUGGAAUUCAAUAUCCGAGACCUAAUCUAUCUCUCUAUUUAGAUUUAAUGAUUUUAUUGAAUCCACCUCAAUCUAUUCUUGGUGGAACAUUUAAACUUGUGAUUAAUGACAAAGAUGGAAAUACCAUAUUUUCAUACAAGUAUAAAUCUAAAAAAGAAAGUGAUACAAUUAUUACUGUUCCAUUAUUAACCUCACAUAACAGUAAGAGAGUACCACUCACAGGUGAUUUGAAAGUAUUAUUUUAUGAAAUUAAUUUGACCACCUCUAAACAAUUAUUCCAUUUUUGGGUGAAUACCUUCUUUUGUCCUCAGAACAAUAUUUUAGUAUUACAGAAAAUUGAAAUUGAUAAGAUUAGUCGAAAGAGUACCUUCCCUGAUGAUUUUAGACUCGAGUUGCAAUUCAGUGAGGCACCACCCGGUGAGGUUGAGGCUUAUUAUUCAUCUCAAAAAAAACUCAACUCUAGUCCAUUACCCAGUGCGGGCGCCUAUAAGAAACCACCACCACCCUCCUCAAGUAGUCCUUCCUUACUUCCAUCUUCAACUCCGAAUGUAGGAACCUCUCUGGCAAGGAAUGUUGGUGAACAAUCAUCAAACAACAACGAUCAGAAUUUAGACUCUAACAAUUCCGAAGAGAAUUUGGUUGAGGAUGAUGAAGAUGAGGAAGAGGAAGAUGAGUCAUGUACUCCAUUAUCUUCAUGUAUGAUUGGUGAAGAUGAUGAUGAUGUCAUCAAUGUAGACGAUGGUGCAGAUGCUUACUCUUCUGGAUGCGAAUAUAAUGAUGGCUAUAUUGAUGAGGAAGAUUUUAUUCAAAAAUUGGAAUUGAAAUAUAAUCAAAUGAGAAAUAAUUAG